UAUAAUAUGGUUAACGACGCGGACCUCCUGCGGGACAUUAUGGUCAAAGACUUUCACAUAUUUCCCAACAGAUAUGCCAUGAAUUUAGGCCAAUCGCCGCUCCGGAAGAUGUUGUUCUUCAUGCGAGGGGACGACCGCUGGAAACGGAUCAGAGCUAUAGUGAGUCCGGCGUUUACGUCGGGAAAGUUGCGCCAAAUGAUGGCCAGCAUUGCCGGAAUUGCCGACACGUUUGUCCAGAAUUUAGAUAAGUUUGCAGAAAAUGGCCAAAUCGUGGACAUAAGGGAACACUUCGGUGCUUUUGCGAUGGAUGUGAUCAGUGCCUGCGCUUAUGGUAUAAAUGUUGAGUUCAUUAAUAAUCCCAAUCAUCCCAUUGUAGUCAAAGCCCGGCGUAUGUUAUCCGUCGACUCGAGUCUCAGUAAUAUACUGUCAAUACUUGUGCCGCCGAUCGCACGCUUCUUACGUCUGGAUCCGAUGAACAGACAGGCCAUCGAUUAUUUUGAUAAUCUCACCAAUCAAAUAGUGACCGAACAUAAGAAAGUAACAGAUUUUAUACAAUUAAUGAUUGACAAAAAAGAGGACAGUACUGUAAACAGUGUUGCAAAUGAUUGCGAUCAUAUACUGACCGCCGAAGAGCUCACGGCUCAGGGAAUACUGUUUUUCAUCGCCGGUUACGACACGACCAGCGCUUCGCUCUCUCAUGUC
Molecule: messenger RNA, 702 nt
Organism: Medioppia subpectinata
Lineage: Eukaryota; Metazoa; Arthropoda; Arachnida; Sarcoptiformes; Oppiidae
Source: the annotation of a GenBank genome assembly